This is a messenger RNA of Notechis scutatus (mainland tiger snake), 2677 nucleotides long. It is a transcript of the gene SLC30A6, whose product is annotated as solute carrier family 30 member 6. Gene Ontology annotation, molecular function: monoatomic cation transmembrane transporter activity. Gene Ontology annotation, biological process: transmembrane transport; zinc ion transport. The record is from RefSeq and is a predicted model, not a curated record. NCBI's taxonomy places the organism in Eukaryota, Metazoa, Chordata, Lepidosauria, Squamata, Elapidae. Gene Ontology annotation, cellular component: Golgi apparatus; membrane.
UUCUGAAGGAGGCGACUUCCCUGCAGCAGGGAAAGGUGGCUGUCAAGGCUGGAGAAUGCCUUUCCAAUGGGAAGAGUCCAAGUCUUUUCUGCGCAGAAAGCUCCAAGGAACAAUAUAUUUGUUUCGCAAAUCACAGCGGUCUCUUCUGGGCAAGUUAACACAGGAAUUUAGAACAGUAGCUGCUGAUCGAAGGUCAUGGAAGAUCUUGCUGUUUGGUGCAAUAAAUAUAGUAUGUACUGCAUUCCUGCUUAUGUGGUGUAGUUCUACAAACAGCAUAGCUUUAACUGCAUAUACCUAUCUAACAAUCUUUGAUCUUUUCAGCUUAAUAACAUGCUUAAUAAGUUAUUGGGUGAUGAUGAAGAAGCCCAGUUCCUCAUAUUCAUUUGGAUUUGAGAGAUUGGAAGUCCUAGCAGUAUUUGCUUCUACAGUUCUUGCACAACUUGGAGCGCUUUUUAUACUUAAAGAAAGUGCUGAACGAUUUGUUGAACAACCAGAGAUUCAUACGGGUCGAUUGCUGGUUGGUACCUUUGUGGCACUCACUUUCAACUUGUUUACAAUGCUUUCAGUUAAGAACAAACCAUUUGCUUAUGUGUCUGAAGCUGCAAGUACAAGUUGGCUUCAGGAACAUGUUGCAGAUCUCACUAGGAGCUUGUGCGGUAUCAUUCCUGGGCUGAGUAGCAUCUUUCUUCCACGUAUGAAUCCAUUCAUCUUGAUUGAUCUUGCUGGGGCUUUAGCUCUUUGUAUUACAUACAUGUUAAUCGAAAUUAAUAAUUAUUUUGCAGUUGAUACAGCUUCUGCAGUGGCUAUUGCUUUGAUGACAUUUGGUACCAUGUAUCCUAUGAGUGUCUACAGUGGAAAGGUAUUGCUUCAGACAACACCGCCUCAUGUGAUUGGACAACUAGAUAAACUUAUACGAGAGGUUUCUACUUUGGAUGGAGUUCUAGAAGUUCGAAAUGAACACUUCUGGACAUUGGGGUUUGGUUCAUUGGCUGGAUCGGUUCAUGUGAGAAUUCGAAGAGAUGCCAAUGAACAGAUGGUACUUGCACAUGUGACAAAUCGGUUACAUGCCUUAGUAUCUUUUUUGACUGUUCAGAUUUUCAAAGAUGACUGGAUUAGGCCUACUUUGGCCACUGGACCUAUUGGGAACAAUAUGCCGAACCUUUCAGAUCAUUACAUUAUUCCAAUGCCAUCUCUAAAAGCAGCAGAAAGUUCUGACCAUGUUACAUCCACUCCAACUAAACCAAGUAGUCCACCUCCAGAAUUUGCUUUUAACACACCAGGUAAAAAUAUGAACCCUAUCAUUCUCAUGAACACUCAGACAAGGCCCUAUGGAUUGAACUUCAACCAUGGAACUGUACCUUACAACAGUGUCUUCACUCAAGGCUUUGGAUUGCCAGGAACGGGAGUAACCCAGGGAUUCAGGACUGGCUUCAUUAAUGUUCCCCAGAGAUAUGGAACUAGUACUCGAGGUCAGUUAAAACCCUAAUAAACUGUUUCUAUAUUUAUUGUUAAAAAUUACUUCAAUUAUUUUAUUGCUCAUUUUUCUACAAGACUGUUUGAUUUCUUGGUAACUAGUAUCAGAAGUUUUCAAAAUCAUGAAAACGUGCACUCAUGGAUUGACUUAAUUUUUGAUGCAGCUAUCCAUUUCUGACUGUAAAGCCAUAGCUUUAUAAAAAGUUAUUGCAAUUGCAUAUAUUGCUGGUCUUGUAAAUAAUUUCAGCACAGUAUAUGAAAGGAACGCCAGAAAAUAACGGUUUUGCAAAGUGUCUAUUAACAAAAUUAUUUUUUUUAAAGUUUGUCUUUGAUAUAAUCAUGCAAUCAUUUUUAAAAGAUACUUUCUGAACAAUGGAAAAAUGAUUAUUUGGUCCAGCAGCAAGCAUUCCUAAAAUUCAGGUUGAUAUUAAAAUAGUUAUGGGUAAUCUUGCUCAUGAAGUGCAGAGGAGAACUCAUGAAAUAUGACAGUGUGGGAAGAAGACAAAGGUCAUCCAGCUACCUGUAACUGAUUAUUAAGAAUACAUUUCUCACAUACAGAGUUACUUUUCUGGAAGAAAAUUGGCAUCGGAGAUUUUAAACAGGAACAUGUGGACGGUUAGACUUUAGGGACAAGUUUCUCCCCUCCUCCAAGAGCAUAGGCCUGAGGGAAAGAGCUGAAGUGGUCCUGGGUACAUGAAGAGCUUAAAAUUCCAGAAAAAGGCCUAUAGCUGUGGUAGAGAUAGAGAGGGAUUCUUAUGGUGGUGUUUAAUUACAGAGGAGGGAAAUGGAAUUAAGAGUAGAGAUGAAGAUUCAGAGGGUGAAGCAAAGAAGGCUCUGUCUUUAUCUCCCAACAUCAAUAUAAAUUUCAGGCUGAGGAGAACUGCAGGUGGACCAAAGGAAAAUAGCAUUUGGAUUUUGAUUGACAGGGAAGGAAAUGCUGAAAAAUACAGCUCAGAAUUGCUAAGCAAUAAAAACAACUGAUUUAGCUACUAUCCUGAAAGAAUCUACAAUAGAAUGAGUGUUGAUCUAGCAGACUGUUGUGGUAAUUUCAGUAUUCAACAUUCAUUCUUUUUAGCCUGAUUGAAAGAUUGCUUCAUUUUAAGCCUUCUUCCCUCCUUUGCCUUGAUUUUAUGACCCAGAGCUUCUGUAGCCUGUGCUAUCCUUCCUGGUGCAUACAUAUGCACAAACGUGUAUAGAUGAAGAA